This is a messenger RNA of Octopus bimaculoides (California two-spot octopus), 2000 nucleotides long. Its product is annotated as malate dehydrogenase, mitochondrial. Lineage: Eukaryota; Metazoa; Mollusca; Cephalopoda; Octopoda; Octopodidae. Gene Ontology annotation, molecular function: L-malate dehydrogenase (NAD+) activity. The record is from RefSeq and is a predicted model, not a curated record. Gene Ontology annotation, cellular component: cytoplasm; mitochondrion. Gene Ontology annotation, biological process: tricarboxylic acid cycle; carboxylic acid metabolic process.
GCGCACUAUCCACUUCCGGCGGUAAGCGUCUUCUCAGCGACUUUGGUGCGUGACCUUACUUCACACUUGAUACACACAACCCCGUCUCCGGCAACUAUUUCGCUUCCUUAGCGAUUUUCUACUGACAUAACGAAACCUGAUUUCUAUUGUCAUAGCGCAAUAGAUACUCCUCGAACUACUCUUAGUUCCUCCAGGCAUUUUUAAAGAGAAGAAACUGACAUUGUAGCAUUAUGUCGACUCUGUUCCACAGUCGGUUUCUGGUGACCACAAUCACGGCAUGUUGUCGGAGAAGCUUGUCUACAACCACCACCAAAAAUGCCAAAGUGUGUGUUCUUGGAGCAUCUGGAGGUAUUGGUCAACCGUUGUCCUUGCUGCUGAAGAACAGCCCCCUAGUCAGCCAUUUAUCCCUCUAUGAUAUUGCACACACUCCAGGUGUGGCUGCAGAUCUUAGUCAUCUUGAGACUAGGGCUAAAGUAACAGGCCACAUGGGACCCAGUGAAUUACAAGAAGCUGUCACUGGUGCUGAUGUUGUUCUCAUUCCAGCUGGUGUCCCCAGAAAACCAGGGAUGACUCGAGAUGAUCUCUUCAACACAAAUGCAUCCAUUGUUGGCAAUUUAGCUGAUGCCUGUGCCCAGUUCUGCCCCAAAGCUAUGUUGGCCAUAGUGACUAACCCAGUAAAUUCUACUGUCCCAAUUGCUUCAGAAAUUUACAAAAAGAGAGGAGUAUAUGAUCCCAAAAGAAUCUUUGGUGUCAGCACUUUAGACGUUGUCAGAGCAAACACAUUUAUUGCUGAAGCAAGGGGUUUGGAUGUAUCUAAAGUGAGUGUCCCAGUCAUUGGUGGUCACUCAGGUGUUACUAUCAUCCCUCUCAUUUCACAAUGUACUCCUCCAGUAUCUUUCCCUCAUGAAGAAAGAGUUCGUCUAAGUGUCAGAAUUCAGAAUGCUGGUACCGAGGUUGUUGAAGCUAAAGCAGGGGCUGGAUCUGCAACAUUGUCAAUGGCCUACGCUGGGGCUCGUUUUGCCUUUUCCCUUUUAGAGGCUCUUUCUGGAGUUGAAGGCAUAGUUGAAUGCGCAUAUGUACGAUCUGACGAAACUGAAGCUAAAUAUUUCUCUACCCCCAUUCUUCUUGGAGUAAACGGAGUUGAGAAAAAUCUUGGAAUUGGUAAGUUGAUUGAAUAUGAAGUUGAACUCAUCAAAGCUGCACUGCCUGAAUUGAAGACAAACAUCCAGAAAGGUGAAGACUUUGUCGCUAAAAUGAUGGCUUGAAUUUCUACAGACCCAUUAGAAGAAAAACAGAACUUAAAAGCAUCACAUCAUCAUUGUAGAUCACCUGCCAUUUCCCUGUCUCUCUUUUUCUCUUCCUUUCUUUCAAAAUUCUUAUCUCAGCUCACAUUGCUCUGUGAUCAGUUUUGUCUAAGUGAUAUCUCAACCGUCACAAAUGUAAAACUAAAAACAUUUGAGGCAGAAAUACUAAACAGACUGAGAGAGAGAAAAAAAAACAAACAACAGAUUCAACUCGAUUAGCUGGUGGGAAACGAAGUUUGUGACAUUCAAAUAACGAUGAAAAAAGAACUCUAACAAAAAAAGGAAAAAAAAAAACAUUAACUUGUGUUAUAGCUUUCUGACUCUUCUUUGACACCUAUUAUUAUUAUUAUUUUCUUCUUCCUUGUACAGCAUCAGACUUAGGUGUAGCUCUAGUAGGGAUUGGAUUGUGAGUGCGUGUUUUCUUUUUCUCCUCUCCCUUCCCUUUGACAGCGCCUUCUCAACUUCUCCUACUGCUAAAUAUGUCGAAAUUGUUCAGCCAAUGUUUUUCCAUGACCUGGAAAGUUGAACUAGAUUGGUGCCGCUGUAGCAGUAAUCUGUCUUUAUAUUUCCUCAGUAUUUCCUGUGCUUGUCCAGUAUAAAAGGAGCUGUGUAUUAUGGACUACAAACUAAAAUUAAGUGAACUGAAAAACGGCACUGAACAUAAAACAUCUCAGAAUAAAUUAAUGAUUUGUUAAA